AAGUGAAAGCAUGCUUGUUACGCAGAGCACAUCCAGUAACAGGGAUUAGUCUGACCCAUGGAGGGUUAAAUUUUCAGUUGUGGUUUUAUCUCAGCCUCGAGGUCGGUUCACUGGAACAAUGAUUAACUGAAAGCUGCAGAUAGGUUAAAGAGCAUCCCCAGAGCAGAGGAUUCACUCAGUCUGACUGCAGAGAAAAAGGAAGCUCCACUACAAAUCAGCUGAUCCGACUCUCAGCGGCCUCCCAUUCGCACAGCAAUGGACCAGUUCAUCGGCUCAACCCCGAGAGAAACUCUGGAGCGAGUUUCAUCGUCGCUGGGCUGCAGUCCGACCUCUGCAGAGGUGGCUUCAUAUCUGGACAAACAUGACAAACUGAGACACCUCAGAGAGAACUUCCUGGUGCCCACAAUAGCAGAUUUGCCUCCUUCUGAUCUCUCCCUGGUUGAUGGCAGCAAGGAUUGCAUCUACCUGGUGGGGAACUCUCUGGGGCUUCAGCCCAAAAUGGCCAGAAAAUAUCUGGAAGAGGAGCUGGAUAAAUGGUCGAAAAUGGGUGUUCACGGCCACACAUUGGGCUCUCGACCUUGGGGGUGGGCUGAAAACAACAUAGAGGAACUCAUGGCUAAUGUUGUUGGAGCUAAAACUGAAGAAGUGGCACUGAUGAACGGCCUGACAGUUAAUUUACACCUUCUACUGCUUUCCUUCUACAAACCCACAGCAGCUCGGCACAAAAUCCUUCUAGAAGACAAAGCCUUUCCCUCCGACCAUUACGCGGUCGAGUCUCAGAUCAGGCUGCGGGGAUUCGACCCUCAGCAGAGCAUGCUGCUGCUGUCGCCCAGACCGGGAGAAGAGACUCUGAGAACAGAGGACAUCCUGGAGGUGAUCGAGAGGGAGGGCCACUCCAUCGCUGUGGUGAUGUUCAGUGGAGUGCAGUAUUACACCGGCCAGCUGUUCAACAUGGCCGCCAUCACUGAGGCCGGUCAGAGAAAGGGCUGCUACGUCGGGUUCGACUGCGCCCACGCUGCAGGAAACGCUGAGUUAAAGUUACACGACUGGGGAGUGGACUUUGCCUGCUGGUGCUCCUACAAGUAUCUAAAUUCAGGUGCCGGCGGUCUAGCCGGAGCGUUCGUCCACGAGAAACAUAAAGACUCCGUCAGACCGGCGCUGUUGGGAUGGUGGGGACAUGACCUGAAAACUCGGUUCCAGAUGAAUAACGUGUUGGAGCUGCAGCCUGGGGUGAGCGGCUUCAGACUGUCCAACCAGCCCAUCCUGCUGGUCUGCCCCCUGCAGGCCAGUUUAGAGGUAUUCAGCAUGACCAGUAUGCAGGCAUUGCGCAGGAAGUCCCUCCUGCUGACAGGUUACCUGGAGUAUCUGAUCCGGCAUUACUACACCGAAGACCCCGCCCAGCCCCGCAAACCUCACGUCCGAGUCAUCACGCCAUCUGACCCUCAGCAGAGAGGCUGCCAGCUCUCGCUCUCCUUUUCUGUCCCCAUCAGGAAGGUCUUCCAGGAGCUGGAGAAGAGGGGAGUCGCUUGCGACAUGAGGGAGCCCAGCGUGCUGCGAAUCGCUCCGGUGCCGCUCUACAACACCUUCAGCGACGUUCACCGCUUCAUAGAAACUCUGGGAUCAGCUCUCGCCGCCAGCAGCAACAAAUGAAUGAAAAGCGGACUGAAAUUUACUCUGACAGCUGCACACUCAUAAAG
Molecule: messenger RNA, 1697 nt
Organism: Seriola dumerili (greater amberjack)
Lineage: Eukaryota; Metazoa; Chordata; Actinopteri; Carangiformes; Carangidae
Gene: kynu
Product: kynureninase
Exons: 14
Coding region: 256-1650 (464 amino acids)
Biological process (GO): NAD+ biosynthetic process
Cellular component (GO): cytoplasm
Molecular function (GO): kynureninase activity; pyridoxal phosphate binding
Source: RefSeq, a predicted model, not a curated record